AACAUCCUGGUAAGAGCCUCCGGGAGCCUCCACCCAGCCGGAUCUGAUUUGCUGACGUGUCGGCUCCUCCGCAGCCCCCAGUGCUCAUGCUCCAGCAGCCCCGGAAUCGACACCACCAACAACAGAACUGCCAGCAUGGCAGCGAAACACUUCUACCGACAGGGCUUUUUAUUACUUUUAUUCAAUUUUAUCUCGACCGCGGCCCUGGAGAAGCGCUUCUCCGACCUGAAGAGAUGCACCGACGAGGAGUGCAGCAUGCUGCUGUGUCGGGGAAAAGCAGUGAGAGAUUUCUCUGGACCAGAUUGUCGAUUCCUGUCCUUUAAGAAAUCGGAAACUAUCUAUGUUUACUACAAACUUGCAGGCAGAAGGGCUGACAUGUGGGCAGGAAGUGUUGGAAGUAACUUUGGCUAUUUCCCAAAGGACUUUCUUGCAGUUAACCAUCUUUAUACAGAUAAAGAACUCGAAAUUCCCACAGAGGAAACAGAUUUUGUCUGUUUUGACACUGGGUUUGAUAAGUUUGACAAUUAUGACAUAGAUGUACUCUUAGGCUCCUCUGUGGAGGAGAAUACCAGUGCAAGUAGGGGAACGUCUGACCAAAUCCAAGUGGUAGAGGACACUCCAAAAGAAACACAGCCACCUGAAGAAGAAGAAAAGACUGAAAAUAAAAAACAAACUGAGCAGCAAGAGAAUGUAGAUCAUCUUGAUAAAGUCCCUGAUGAUCAAAAUGCCUCUUUACCUGAGAUUGAUGUGGAAACUGAAUUGCCUUCUGAUACAACAGCCACACCUGAUGUUAUUGAAACAGUUGAGCAAAUACAACUAGUUGAGUCUGUUGCGGAAAAUGUUGUGUCAGAGAGGAGUGAACCCAAAGAUACACUCAAUGAUCCUCAAGUGGAAUCUGUGGCCAAAGAUGAGCUUGUUCCAGAAAUGGAACCAAUCUCAGUUUCUGAGGGAACGCAAAUCCCAGAGAUGAAAACCACCGUGGGAACAACUUUUGAUGCCGUCACUACUGAGGAAGAAAUCACUAAGAGAGUUGCACCGUUUGAAGAAAACCAAGAGGUGGAAAAUAACUCCAAAGAAAACGUUGAUGUUAAACAAGAUGCUCCACUACUGCCUUUCACUGAAGAAGCCAUGAACACUCCAGCACCUGAUUCCCUCAAAGAGCAUGAAGCUACUCCAGUAACACCCUCUGUUGAACCUGAAGCUACUCCAGUAACAUCCGCUCAAGCUACUCCAGUAACACCCUCUGUUGAACCUGAAGCUACUCCAGUAACACCCGCUGUUGAACCUGAAGCUACUCCAGUAACACCCGCUGUUGAACCUGAAGCUACUCCAGUAACACCUGCUGUUGAACCUGAAGCUGCUGAGGAGAAGAACAUGUGGACAUCAUUUGGAGAUGCAGUUUUUUCCGUUGUCUCUGGGGGAGAGAUAACAGCACAAGAUGUGAGUUCAGAGGAAGAUGAUGACGAGGAAGAAGGUGAAGCAGCUGCUGCAAAAACCACUCAGGAUUUUGAGGAUGCAAAACAAAGAGUAAAGGAAUCACUGAUAAUAGACUCUCCCAAAGAGCCUCAAAUCAUAGAGCAAGUUCUUCAAGAUCCUCCUGGUUCCAGCUCUGUACAGACAGAUAAAGAAACAAUCAGUGAUUCUGAAGAACUUUUGUUGGAUCGUGACGAUGAGGGUGAUGUAGUAGUGAUAGGACAUGAAGAAGCCGGGGAUGAAGUGUUAAAACCUUCAGAUCAUACACCUCUGAUACAACACCAGACAGAAGCAAAAAAAAAAUCCGAUAUUUUGUUAGCACUAACACAUACUUCUGCAAAUAAUGAAAUGGAAAAAACAGACAUUAAAACAACAGAUGAGACUGUUAAGCGCAAAGAAGACGAAGUGCAGGAGGUGUCCAAAGAUUCUGCGGUCAAAGAAGAAAUACAGGAGCGUAACAUUGCAAUGGAGAAUAGACUGGAUUCAGACAAUGUGCCAGAUGCAAACAAGACAGUGGGUGGUCAUGUAUCUGUCAGUACUGAAACUGAGACUCAUCAGAACCUUUCCAAUGAAGAGCAGUCAGUAGAUUUAGAUGUUGAAGAGGACAUAAAGACAGUAGACAACAGCUUGUCUGAUCGGAUACAUGAACAUUUAUUGGCAGAUAUCGAGAAGAAUAUCCGUCAAAUAGAUUUAUCUGUCGUUGAACCAGAGAUUCAUGAGGAACCACACGCAGAGGAGAGGGAGGAAGACAAAUCUGCAGAGCUGGAGGAAGAAAUUGUUGUUGUGAAAGAAGAAUUACUUGAAGAUGAAAAUGCACUUUCAUUCGAACAAUCAGAUAACACAGACUCUGACAAACCCUCUAUAGAACCCGAAACUCUGCCCACUGCGUCGACUGAAGAGCCAGUGUACAGCGACAGCGUGAUGAGACUGACGCUACUGCGAGACCACUUCACAGAGGAAUACAUGGUGCGGGUCCAAAGGCUUCUGGGCCUCAAAAACCUCUUCAAAGUGGAGGCCAUGUUCUCUGAUCUGGAUACAGAGUUGCAGGCUACCCGUCACUCACAAACAGGCGCGACGCAAGACAUAGAAAGUGCUCUAGAGGAAAUCCUGGAAGCCUCGGAAAACACCAUCCUGGACGAGAUUGAGAAGAUGCUGGACGGCCAGAAUGCAAAACAGGAUCCAGACCAACAUGAGGACACGAGUAUGGAUGAGGAGACUGAAAUACUGGAUGACUUCCAGGAGCUUGCAUUCAGUUUACGGCAGAAGUAUUCUACAGCCAGUGACAGCACACCUUUAGCAGCAGAUAUGGACCAGGUUGAACAUGAAUUGAAUGUUACUGAGGAAAAUGUCCACAUUGUUGUGGAGGACAAGGUCGACAUUGUUUCUGAAACUGAGAGUGAAGAAAACAUCACAGUAACAGAGCGUGAGGAAAGAGCAGCAGAGACCGAGGAGGAGCCGAUAGUUAUGGUUGAGGUGCCCUCUGGACCAGAUGUUAGCAUGGAAGAGGACGGCGGACAUUUUAAUAAAAACAAAGACAAUCAGAUGGGAUUCAGUUCAUCAGAUGACACGCAGAAGGUCCCACAAGCCACUCUGGAAAAUCCUUUAGAUGUGGGCGUCGGUAUGGAGGUGGAGCACUCGCCCUCAGAAUCUUUGGAGUCAUUGGAUCCAGUGUCGGAAAUCCAGGAAGCAGAAGUGGGAUUAUUCUCAACUGGAUUAGUUUACAUGGGCUGCAUCUUUUCUGUCGCCAGCAGUAAAAUUGUUGAGUGGACAUCUGUGAUGAUUUCACUUUUGCCAGAUGAGUGGAAGCCGGGGGAGACGUUGUAUGGUUGUCCCUGGCAGGCGGUGGUCAUCACUGCUUUGGUCGGGGUUGUAACCUUCACCAUCUUCUUCUGGAGAACCGUGUUGGCGGUAAAAUCAAGAGAAUAUCUCGUGGAUGAAAAAAGGCUCACGGGGCAAAUCCAGGCUCUUCAAAAAGAGAAGAUCGAUGCUCUCAACAAGAUGUCUGAACUCCAGAAGCAGACUGAGAAACUGAAAGAGAAUCAAAAGCAGUCAAAGGAAACAGUUGGGUCUACAAUGAAAAGGAUGCAACACCUGGAGAGCAAAGUUUUGGAGGCAGAAUCACGAAACAACCAGAUGGCUGAAGAAAGGAAUUCAUAUGUAAAACUACUCGAAGAGGAGCGGAUGCACUCAAAGGAAUAUGAAACCAGGGUCGAGAAACUGGAGAAGUCAAAUGAGAAGCUACAGCUCAGCAGGAAAAAGAUCCAGGAAACGCUCUCUAAGACUGCUGUUCUCCUUGAUGAAGCCAAGAUUCGUGAAGAUGCCAGAAAAGUUCAGCACAAAUGUCUUGAGAAAGAUUAUGCAGCACAAAAAGAAGAGAACAAGACGCUUAAGGCCACUAUAAAGGGCUGGGAGGACAAACACAAGGAGCUGAGUGAGCAGAUUAAAACUUAUCAAAAGGCCCAGAAAGAGCUGGAGGACUCUGUGGUGCUCAAAGAUCACAACGUGGAGGUGCUGUCUGAACUUCUGUCCGAUUUAGACGCUUGCGAUCUACAAAAAGGUGAAACCAAAGUUUUAGCCAAUGGUGAAGUAGCAUCUGAUAAGAAAACAGUCGUAAAGAACAGAAUCAAACAGAUGAUGGAUGUUUCCAGGGUGCAGACCACUCUCACAGUAGUUGAAGAAGAGCGAGAUCGCUUCAUGACUAAACUACUGAACGAAGAAACGACGAGAAAGGCACUGGAAGAACAACACCAGGAGCUGGAACAUUCAAUUGCAGCUUUAAAAAGCGAGAAGAGCCAUGUUGAAAACCAGUUCAAGAUCCUCCAGCAGAAGAACGAAAUCAUGGUGGAAAUGUACCAACAGAAGGAAAACGCUCUACAGCAGAAAUUAACCAAGGAGGAGCUGGAGCGACGCAGCAAAGAGAAUCUGCUUUCGGAGGUGGGAGGAAAAGCUGUGGAGGCCGAGGAGCAGGUUAAGGUUUUAAGGCACCGCAUUAAUGAAAUGGAGGACCAGAUGAAGAAGACGGAGGAAGUCUACAAAGAGCAGAUAAAAGAACAGGAAAAUAAAACUCACUCAAACUGGGUGAAUGCUCGAAAUGCAGAGAGAGCUCUGAAUCAGGAGAAGCUUGAAUCCUCAAAGCUCCGAGAAAAGUUGGCUGUUUUAACUUCACAGCUGAACGAGCGUCGUGCUCCUCUCUUCAGACCGAACCCUGGACAACAGGCAGGUCCUCGCCAAGGUGACUCAUACGGGCCCUCUCCUGUGAGCGGGGGUGCACCAUCCCCUCCAAUAAUGAUAGAGGGUCCCAGACGCCCCCCCUCUGCCCCUGUGGGGCGAAGAAUUGACCCGUAUGGUCCUCGACCUCCGUCAGAUCCUCAUGGUCGCUACGCUGAGAACAAACACAUCUCUGGGAUGGACAUGAUGGGUCCCCGCAGCUCAUCGCCCGCCAACAUGGAUGGACCUACACAAGCAGUAGAUCCACAGGUUAAAGCAGAGACUCAGGCUGAGGCCUCCACAGAGAGUCCAGAGCCAGGACCUGGAUCCUUCAUAGCGUCUCCAAUCAGGGACUCGCCUGGUCCCAUGAUCCAAGGACCUCCACCUGGCCCUGGACCCCAUGACCCGCUCCUCCCUCCAGGACCUCACAUCCGCCUGCCACCAUCAGGACCUUACAGACCCCCGCGGCCCGGCCCCGGCCCCUACCACCUGCCGCCUGGUCCUCUUCCUCCAAACCUACCUCCUCCUAUUCAUGGGCCUCCACUACCAGCCAACGGACACCCAGGUAUGCCUGGACCAAUGGGAGGUGACUUUGGGCCUCGCCCCGCCAACGGACACGCGUUCCACCCCAGGCCUGGCCCAGGUCAUGUCAUUGAUCCCAGGGGUCCCCCACUACCGCAUUUCCGUCCUCCUCCGCCUCAUCACUUUGGACCAAUGCCUCCACCACACGGUGUCCGAGGGCCCAUUGGACCGCGUCCACCUUUCCCUCCUGACAUGCGCUUCCCAGGACCACGUGACCACAUGAACCCACCAAUGGACCUGCCCCCAGGUAUCCCAACCCAUCCCGCACACCCUGGUGAUGCUUUCGGUCAGGCUCCACCCAAUGCCCUCCACAACUCAGCAGGCGCUCACAGCGGCCCCGGGCAAGACCUGCGUGUGAAGCAGGAGGCCCCUCAGGACUCAGCAAGGCCAGCCAUGGCCAAGCCUUAAAAAUGCCAGCUGCGGCAGAGAACUUGAAUUCCCCAUUACCCCCAAACGCAUCACCUUCACAAACCAGAUCCAGUCCAAACAAAGGUCAUGAUUAUUUUCUAUUUCAAUUAUGAAAUAAAUAAAAAAAAUUUAAAACUGCAAUUAUGUUUAUUUAAGAGAAACAUGGUCCUGACAUUAAAACAAGAAUUGUCUGAAAUUGAUAUGAGAUGAAAGGGUUGCCACUGUUCUAAACACCUUUUUGUGCAAUAACAGUUUAUUAUAUGCCAGAAACAUUUUCAUUUGUGUUUAUCUUUUAGAAGAAUAUACAUGGCAGUGAUUUUUUUUAAAGGGCAAAUUGUUUUAAAUGUCAUUUCCUGUGGAAAUUAUUUUAAGAAAAGGAGAGAUUUUAGCUUCUAGCAUUUCAGGAAAACCACAAUUUUCCCAAAGCUGUUGCUUUAGAACGAAGUGUAAAGCAAUGUGUAAUUUGAUGGCCAGAUGUAUAACUUAUUUUACUAUGUUGGUAGAACUUUUAUUAAUAAAGAAUGUGAAAGUAG
Messenger RNA from Paralichthys olivaceus (Japanese flounder), 6203 nucleotides. RefSeq names its product MIA SH3 domain ER export factor 3 (gene mia3). The record is from RefSeq and is a predicted model, not a curated record. Gene Ontology annotation, cellular component: endoplasmic reticulum membrane; endoplasmic reticulum exit site. Gene Ontology annotation, molecular function: protein binding. Lineage: Eukaryota; Metazoa; Chordata; Actinopteri; Pleuronectiformes; Paralichthyidae. Gene Ontology annotation, biological process: endoplasmic reticulum to Golgi vesicle-mediated transport; protein secretion; vesicle cargo loading.